CUGCAGAAAUCCGGCGUUGGCGGUGGCGGGAUGGGAGGGGGAAUGGGAGCCGCCCCCGCCCCGCCCCCCGCCGGGAUCCCCGCAGCUCCGGGCCCCGCAGCCCCAGGCGCCCAGACGACUGCAGCCCCGGGGACACCCGCACCCCCCGCCCGAAGCCAGGCGGACAAACCGGUGCUGGCAACCCAAGUUCUGGGCACUGUCAAAUGGUUCAACGUCCGAAAUGGUUAUGGAUUCAUCAACAGGAAUGACACCAAGGAGGAUGUCUUUGUUCACCAGACAGCCAUUAAAAGAAACAACCCUCGGAAGUUUCUGCGCAGUGUUGGGGAUGGGGAAACAGUGGAGUUUGAUGUCGUGGAAGGAGAGAAGGGUGCAGAAGCUGCUAAUGUGACUGGUCCAGGGGGAGUACCAGUGAAGGGCAGUCGCUAUGCCCCCAACCGACGCCGUUUUCGUAGAUUUAUUCCUCGGCCGCGGCCUGCUGCACCCCCACCCCUGGUGGCAGAGGCCCCUACAGGGGUAGCUGAACCAGGUAGUGAAGGGGAACGGGCCGAGGACCCCACUCAGCGACCUCGCCGACGACGCCCACCCCCCUUCUUUUACCGACGACGUUUUGUUAGGGGCCCUAGGCCCUCCAACCAGCAGCAGCCUAUGGAGGGUACAGAUGGGGUAGAGCCCAAAGACCCAGCCCCCUUAGAAGGGGACCAGCAGCAGGGAGAUGAACGGGCACCUCCACCCAGAUUCCGACCCAGGUAUCGAAGGCCUUUCCGUCCUCGGCCUCCUCAGCAGCCCACCACGGAAGGCGGAGAUGGAGAGACCAAACCCAGCCAGGGUCCCACAGAUGACUCAAGGCCAGAGCCCCAGCGCCCCCGAAAUCGGCCUUACUUUCAACGUAGGAGGCAACAGCCUCCUGGUCCCCGGCAGACUGCAGCCCCUGAGGCCGAUAACAAAGAGCCAGUACCCCUGGGCCCACCCCCAGCAGGUGCCCCUACCCAUCGGGAGACCCCAGCAGAGGCAGUCAAGCCCAUGCCACCUCCUGCGGACACAUCUUCCCAGCCCCGAUUGGAGCCACAGCACCAGCUUGUGGAUACCUCAACCCCUGUAACCAGUGGGGACUCCCCUACCACCUUACUGGAAUGAUUCCAACUAGGGGGACAACUAGAGCAGCUAUCUGGUAUCUGCCAGCUUUUUCCAACUGCUCCUUCCCUGUCUCCCUCCCCCCACCCCUUCAAAAAAAUCCAUGACAUUGAAACAGCGGCCUUCACCCCAUCCCCUCCUUCCCAGGACCCAGGAGGGUAGAACAACUUUUUGAUUUGGUUCGACCCCACCACCCCCACCCCCAAGGGUGGAAGGAAGGGAGUACAUCCUUUGUCCACUGGAGCCAGAUCUCCCUUCCCCCCCCCCCCAGUUUAUUUUUUGGGUCUUCUCCCUCCCCCAGCCAUUUGGUGAAAUGUCAUGUGCCACCUGAGCCUCCAGUAAAA
Vombatus ursinus (common wombat) is the source of this 1475-nucleotide messenger RNA. RefSeq names its product Y-box binding protein 2 (gene YBX2). Gene Ontology annotation, cellular component: nucleus. Gene Ontology annotation, biological process: regulation of gene expression. The record is from RefSeq and is a predicted model, not a curated record. Gene Ontology annotation, molecular function: nucleic acid binding. NCBI's taxonomy places the organism in Eukaryota, Metazoa, Chordata, Mammalia, Diprotodontia, Vombatidae.